AGAUUAAAGGCGCUGUGGCUACCUGCAAUUUUGUGCUCUAAGUGAUCGAUCAUUUUUCCUUUCAUAAACAUAUCGAAAGGAAUAUUAUUCGGAUACCUUGUGUGUACUGUAUUUUCUUGGGUUUCCCCUGCUGCUCGGAUUUGGCUUCAUCGCUUCACGCUUAGUACUGAUCAAGUUGCGUUUUGGGUGAAAAGAAAAUGUUAUCAGCAUCUUCUGGUAAUUGUGGUGCUUCUGUAACGGUUACUAAAACCGCUGCAGCUAAGAACGCCGUUACGAUUGGUGAUUGCUAUAUGGUGGCGUCGAAUGGCAUCCCAACAACGAGCUGUGGACGAUUUGAAGGUGAUGACGAUGGUGGUGACAAUGAAAGAAGGAGUAGUGGCGUCUGCGAUGCUAAUAAUAGUAUCAUACCUAUGGAGUCUAUCCCGUCAUCAUCCUCAUCAGCAUCGUCAUCAUCUGGACUAGGACCAGCUGGAGUUAUGCCAGUGGAAGGCACUAAUGCCGCAGGUAAAGAAGAUCUGGGACCGGUUUCUAGGGAUCGUUGUAAUACUUGGCCGAUGCGACGAUCACAACUUGACAUAAAUGCCCAAACUAGUCCGCUAAUCCAUGAACAAAUCCCGGAAGAGGAGACUGACUUAUGUGAUAGCGUUGAGAAACUGAGCAAUGGCCGCCUGGAUACUACUUCAACAGCUGCACUAAUGGGUUCACCAGAAAGCGGCUCCUUCUCACCAGGGAUUUCAUCACCAGUACCAUGCGGAGCAAGCUCAGCAGGUCCUGUCGGAGCUUCCGGCACUCCAUCCGACGCAUCCGAUUCGGGUAUUGCUGUAUCUAGUAAGAAAUCGACGACGCGCCGCAAUGCCUGGGGUAAUAUGUCGUAUGCCGAUCUCAUCACACAAGCCAUUGUUAGUUCACCUGAGAAGCGACUAACUCUUUCUCAAGUGUACGAAUGGAUGGUACAGAAUGUUCCAUACUUCAGAGAUAAGGGUGAUUCCAACAGUUCUGCCGGUUGGAAGAAUUCAAUUCGGCAUAACCUUUCUUUACAUAAUCGCUUCAUGCGGAUACAAAAUGAAGGUGCUGGGAAGAGUUCGUGGUGGGUAAUCAAUCCGGAUGCGAAACCAGGUAGGAAUCCGCGAAGACAGCGGUCUGCAACACUGGAGACAACUACCAAAGUAGCAAUGGACAAGAAACGACGAGGUGCCCGUAAGAAGGUGAUGGAAAUGCGCGCAGGUGCUGGGGGUGGUACAUUGCACAGCGCUGGUAACUCGAUUGUUGGUUCACAGGCGUCAGUACUGAGCCGUGAGUUAUAUACAGGUGAAGAGGAUUCAUCGAGUUUUGAACCUUUCCGACCUCGUACCCAAUCGAAUAUUUCAUUGCCUGGUUCAUCAUCACGAAUAUCGCCAUCAAUGAUAGAGAAUUACGAGAACUUCGAUAGUUUCGAUUUUCCACCAUUUGUUGAAGCUGCUAGUGCCAUGCCUCACGAUAUCCUGGACCGCACCAAUGAAAUGAAUUUGAAUCAAAGCGACAGUCCAGCAUUUCACAGGCCUAUGGCUAAUCCAAUGCUGAAUGGGACCAAUGCACCAGCUUCCUCUAACCUGAUGGCGCAUAUUAAAACCGAGCCAUCAUCCAGCAGGGCCGAAAAUAGUGUUCAACCGCCGCCAUCUUACCACGAACUGGAUGUUGUACGAGGUGUUCAAAAUAUCCAGAAUCCGUUGUUGCGAACACAUCUUAUACAGAAUAGGAUACCGAAUCAACAAGGGGUACUAUACAAUGGUAGCUAUUCAGCUGGAAGCGCUAAUGUCGCCUCAUCAAAUUGGAUACACUCAAAUGUAAUCCCUGUUAGUGUCCAUCCUUCAAUAAGCUGCGCUGCACAACAGUCAUUUAGCAGUAACACAGCAGCUUUACCCAUGGAUUUGGAGAAUCUGGCACUUCCUGAUCAACCGCUGAUGGAAGUGGAAAACAUGGAAGCUGUCAUUCGUCAUGAACUAUCUCAAUCUGCUGGUAGUCAGCUGAGUUUCGACAAUAUUUAGGUUUUAAGAGGGCGAAUAGAUGAGGUUCUACGUUUCUGUCGUACCAUUUCGGCGUAAUUAUUUGCGUUCUAGAAUGGUGUUCACUUCGCUAUGUGAAUCAUUUUAAGAAAAAUGUCCUUUUUGAUGACAUCUAUUUAGCCUAAUCGAUUAUGACGAAUAUAUC
Molecule: messenger RNA, 2187 nt
Organism: Loa loa (African eye worm)
Lineage: Eukaryota; Metazoa; Nematoda; Chromadorea; Rhabditida; Onchocercidae
Product: fork head domain-containing protein
Exons: 11
Coding region: 198-2024 (608 amino acids)
Biological process (GO): regulation of transcription by RNA polymerase II
Cellular component (GO): nucleus
Molecular function (GO): RNA polymerase II cis-regulatory region sequence-specific DNA binding; DNA-binding transcription factor activity, RNA polymerase II-specific
Source: RefSeq, a predicted model, not a curated record